Piliocolobus tephrosceles (Ugandan red Colobus) is the source of this 891-nucleotide messenger RNA. RefSeq names its product keratin-associated protein 10-3. The coding region runs from base 1 to 891 and encodes 296 amino acids. Gene Ontology annotation, cellular component: keratin filament. The transcript is spliced from 2 exons. The record is from RefSeq and is a predicted model, not a curated record. Lineage: Eukaryota; Metazoa; Chordata; Mammalia; Primates; Cercopithecidae.
AUGGCCGCGUCCACCAUGUCCGUCUGCUCCAGCGCUUGCUCCGACUCCUGGCAGGUGGAUGACUGCGCAGAGAGCUGCUGCGAGCCCCCCUGCUGUGCCCCCAGCUGCUGCGCCCCGGCCCCCUGCCUGACCCUGGUCUGCACCCCAGUGAGCUGCGUGUCCAGCCCCUGCUGCCAGGCGGCCUGUGAGCCCAGCCCCUGCCAAUCAGGCUGCACCAGCUCCUGCACGCCCUCGUGCUGCCAGCAGUCCAGCUGUCAGCCGGCUUGCUGCACCUCCUCCCCCUGCCAGCAAUCCUGUUGUGUGCCUGUCUGCUGCAAGCCUGUGUGCUGUCCUGUCUGCUCCAAGUCCGUCUGCUGUGUGCCUGUCUGCUCUGGGGCUUCCACUUCAUGCUGCCAGCAGUCUAGCUGCCAGCCGGCUUGCUGUACCUCUUCCCCGUGCCAGCAGUCCUGCUGUGUGCCUGUCUGCUGUGUGCCUGUCUGCUGCAAGCCUGUCUGCUGUGUGCCCACCUGUUCUGGGGAUUUCUCUUCAUGCUGCCAGCAGUCUAGCUGCCAGUCAGCUUGCUGUCCCUCCUCCCCAUGUCAACAGUCCUCCUGUGUGCCUGUCUGCGGCAAGUCUGUCUGCUGCAAGUCCGUCUGCUGUGUGCCCGUCUGCUCUGGGGCUUCCACUUCAUGCUGCCAGCAGUCUCGCUGCCAACCGGCUUGCUGCACCACCUCCUGCUGCAGACCCUCCUCCUCUGUGUCGCUCCUCUGCCGCCCUGUAUGCAGGUCCACCUGCUGCGUGCCCGUCUCCUCCUGCUGCGCCCCCGCCUCCUCCUGCCAGACCAGCUGCUGCCGCCCGGCCUCCUGCGUGUCCCUCCUCUGCCGCCCCGUGUGCUCCCGCCCGGCCUGCUGA